Messenger RNA from Ixodes scapularis (black-legged tick), 2883 nucleotides. RefSeq lists its product as uncharacterized. The transcript is spliced from 2 exons. The record is from RefSeq and is a predicted model, not a curated record. The annotation marks the transcript as partial. NCBI's taxonomy places the organism in Eukaryota, Metazoa, Arthropoda, Arachnida, Ixodida, Ixodidae.
CCUAAUCUAGUCGCCUGGCAACCGAAGAGGAGUGCACGCUUGCUCGAGGACUUGGACGAUCCACAUUCGCAACGAACGCUUAGCCCCGCACAAAGUCCCAUGGCUGCGGCGCAGAAUGGAACCGUGGUCGUCGUCGACGGCGCACCCUUACCAGCUGCCGCAGACGUGGACGUGCGGAAGGGCGUUGUACUGGGCUGUUCAACGGCCGCCAUCGCUGUGACAGCGCUUAGCGUCUUCGUGGGCCUGUUCUUGCAUCCGGCCGUGCUGCUCCUACUGGUCCUGGGCAACGGCACGUGCAUCACUGUCGCAUUCAAGUACGGCUACAGGACUGCGGUCAAGGAGGCUCCUCCUGCUGCGGCUUCGAGAGUGGACGUUGACGGACAAUCCGCCUCCAAGGGUGCCGACCAGAAAGUCCAGGUUCCAGUGAUACAGAUACACCCCCCCAAAAUAGUUACCGAAUUGUAGGCACAUGGCUGCUGCAGAGUCCAGAUAGAAAUCACCAGAUGAGUCACGGAGCGGGGUACGCUCCUCAUAUACGAAAGGGAUGGGGCGCGGUUCGUAGUGCGGGCGGUUGAUGUUGACCUCUGGCAUUCUGCCAAUGUACAGUGGUGGACAAGAGAAACGCCCUUCUGGUCGCUCACGUUGGUGCAACCGGACGGCGCCGAUGAACAAUGUGUGUAGCCCCGCGGAUAACAUGAGCUGAAACACUCGACUUUCUUCUGCGUUUGCGGUCCCCACUAGCUCUGUCUAUUAUCUCCCAAUUAGUCAACGCAUAGUUCGGACCAAAGCUCCCUCAAAAACUUGCAGGUACGCCAGAGAAACCGGAGGGACUAUUUCAGCUCGUUUUGACCGCGUUUUAGUCCGUUCACCCUUAAGCUGACGCUAGAAGCUUGGCCUUCAGCGCGAGCUCGCUGCCUUCCGCAGUGCUUUGGUUCCGCGUGCCUGCGCGUUCACACUUGCAUGAGCAAGGGGAGAAAGCUCGCGCUGAAGGCGGAGCUUCUAGUCUCUGCUCAAGGGUGAACGGAGUAUAACGCCAGUGCAUACUAUAGACCUUUUCUGUUUCCUGUCGUUCUCAGUCACGUAAAUUCCGUGUCUAGCAUCUGGGACAAAAAAAAAAAAAAUCAACCUGGAUAUGCGAGAAAAUAUAGAUGAAGCAAAACAAGAAUGUGUGACGAUCACGCAUUUUUCGUAAACACCUUCCAGCGGCGUGGAGAGAUCAAAACAUUGUUUUACCGCAUACCAGAGGUGACGACAUUCAAGCUGGCUGCGCCCUUGUGGGAAAGGUGUAUACAACCAGUGAGACGAAGAGGCUAGCGCGUUCUGAAGUUUUGUUUUCCACGAGCUGCGCGCUCCAGCCUCCAGGCACACGAAGAGUGCUGCUGGCGAUGGUCAGAGAGGGGCGAAUGACGUUUAAAGGACAACUCCGCUACCAAGUCGAUCCAAACUAAAUAGAGAAUUUUAUAUACUCCGUUAAGCUGACACUGCAGCCAGUGCCACAAGCACGAGAGCACGAGGUCGCUGCUUUGAAACGUUUUCCCGUGGACCGAGCACACGCGCUAGAAAUGCACUUCUCAAAGCCAGGAGCGCGGGUCAGCUCGCGCUUGUAGCUUUGACUAAAGUUUUCUUCGGGGAAGAUAAUCCUCGUAGCGCUCCCCUCUCCUAAGCUGCGAGGGAAGCCAAGUUGGGGCAAGGUAAAAAGUAAAGAGGAUAUAGGAAAUGAGGAGGCGGGCAAAAGUGGAAAGCGCGAAGUGUACAUACGUCGGCCUUUAAGGGUGAGAACGACAGCGCUUCUCUUUCGAACGCCCGGCGUCCAGCACGCACUCGUUGCCUAAAUAUGCGCCGAGAAACCGAGGAGUUCGAAACGUGUUCGCCGAGUGCCGUGGAGACAAAGUCAGCUAGCUUUAGGUCUACCUACUAAUGAUUCCAACCAGAGCUCGGCUUUCUCACGUCCCGCUCUCGUCUCCUCCUCUUCCUCACUUUCUCAGCUCAUUGCAGUGCUUCGGCUCCUCGUGUACGCUCAAGGCUCACCGGAUGCCGAGGCGUUAUCGAAGGUAGGAAGCUCCUUCCCACCGUUCUCAUCCUGCCAAUGGCUAUAGUAGACCGUAGCCUCCCGAUUGUGGGCCUAGCGGGCGCGUGCUCGGUCGACGCCUCCGAGUGACGGCACAAGCUCCCGCGAGCAAUGCCAAGCUUUGUCGUACGGUCUACUAAAAGUCUAAUCAAUAGGGAGUUUUCGUAGACCGCGUUGCCCCCUCCGCUAAGCAUUCCGCAACGAAGAAGUUGCUACUGCGCCUGCGCGCUGAUAGCCUUGACUGUGGAGUUCCCGCUAUCGUAGCGGGUUGCGGAGGGCCUUGCGGGACGGCAAAAACGAUCUACUAGAGCUCCCUACUAAUUUCGCUUUAGGGGGACGAAAUACGAUCGCUGCCACAAUAUUACGCCAAGGUGAAGCCGCCUUCCACCCUAAAACCGUUAUUACAAAUGCUCCAAUCAGCUCCCUAGCGGGCCUCCAGCGGGUUGGCCUUUUGGUGAAGCCGCAUUGGUCCAUGACGUCAGUCUUGCGCUGCCAUUUAGUGUUUUUCCUGCGUUUGCUGACGGUUUACAGCCGUCAUGACUGCUAGACAGACGGUCUGCUUCCUUUGUUCCUGGUUAGUUUGGUGCGUUUUUACAGUUGCCGUUGGUUUGUGUUCCUGAGGCAAUCGUGGUGGCUCGCUGCUCGCUCACGGAGGCUGACGUCGUUGCGCAAUGCCGAACACGCUUUGCUGUGCUGUGGGUUGCGCAAACAACCCGUUGCGAAACCCGGACGUGGAUGUGUUUUAACCACUGGAAUCAAUCCAUUGUGAGGGACGAACAAAAUAAAUUGCCGUUGUGUUUUUCUGCCACCCUGAA